UGACAUUUGUUUUGGAAAGUACAAAGGACGGACUACGAAAGACGACGAUAUAUAAUUUUUUCUCUCCAUUCGAUUCAUUCAAAAAGAAAAAAGAACAUUUUUUAAAUUGAAUUGGAAAAAAUGUCUUAAGUUUUUCUUCCACAACUCCAAACAUCCCACUAAGUGAAUUCCUUUGCCCUUCGAUUCCAAAAUGCACGCCUGAAAUAAAACAAAAAUACAAAAUAAUAAAAAAACAAAGUCAAAACCAAAGCUAUAUCAAAAUCAAAAACUAAAGCGAAACAUGCUACUCCUUAAAGUUCUUCGCAUAUUAUGCAAAAAUAUCUAAAAAAUCCAGCAACGUACGCAGGAGAAUCAAGAAAAAUUAAACCAAAAACUGGUGGUGGUGAAGGUGGUGGUGGAGAAGUAACCAAAAGUAAUAUAUUUAACGAUGAUUAAGCUCGAAACUGACUCAGACAGCUCGGAGGAAUUCUUCGAUGCUGAAGACUCCCAAACCCCAAAUCGAUUAUCAAGCAAAAAGUCGCCACCCGAAACGAGCAAAAAUGAAGAACAAUUCAUUUUUCCGGAGCCCGCAGUGAAAAUCAACAAUAGCGAUGAUGAGUCGACUCCUGUCGGCGGUGGAACACCCUCCACCAUAAGUCCGUCGACAAGUCUCAAUGCCAGAUACACUAAGCAGGAUGUUUUUGUCGAACCCAAACCCUUGGGCAUGUAUGGUAGACAACGCUUUCGCGAACUGCGACAAUGCAUGCAAAAUGAUGAAGAUGAGAAUCCUGGCAAUACACCGACACCUGAUUCUCAGAAUAGUUCCACUGAGGGUGUAUUUACGAACCGUCCUACCCAUCCGUUCCGCAUUAUUGAAAACGAUGCUAUCAGUAUCCAAAGCAUGACUUCCUUGGGACGGGUGGGCAGAAUUCUAGCUGGGAGCAUUGAUCCCUCGGCAAUUAGUAUAGAUCGCGAAUCGAUACAAAACUCCAUUUCCUCUAACUCGCAGCAAGCACAAAAUCCUAUUCCAUCGUUGACAGCGAGUGCGACCAAUUCGCAGUCAACAACACCGGACACGCAUACUGCUUCCAGUCGUAGUGAUAACGACACAAAGUCCCAAUCCCAAUCGCAGUCACAGUCCCAAUCCCAGUCGCUGGUUAGUGGAUUGGUGGUAAAAGAGAAGCGACAAGCAGUCAUGGAAUCCUCUGAAUCCGAAUCGCAACAACAACAUCAACAAUCGCAAACCAAUAAAAUUAUCCUUCAGGAACCUGAUGUCAUUGCCAGCACUAAAUUGGCUCACUCAAAAACAACUGACAGUAUUACAUCAAGCGGUCCCAUCGCUCCACCCCGAAGAAAGAAGAAAUCGAGGAAAAUAUCCUCCAGCUCGUCGGAACAAUUCAAUAUGAACGAAGGCCUUCGUUUGCCGCCAGCGGACGAUGACGACGAUACAAUAUCGAUAAAGAGCGUCAAAGACGUUCAAAAACUCCGCGAGGACAUAGUCAAGGCGAUUGAGAAUUCUUGGAACGAAAACUCAUCGGUUACUACAGCGGCCAGCAAUAGCCGACCCGUCACAACGACUGCUGUUGGUGGAACGAUAAAUAGAAUUUCGCACUCGCUGGGCAACAGUUCGACAUCGGUCUAUUCGAAACCAUCGCCUUCGAAUAGUGCCAAGAGUAAUUCGGCGCCUGGUCGCGUUAGGUACUUUUCUAAAUAUUUUAUGAAAUUGUCGUUUCAUGCCCUGCCACGGAAUAGCUCAAUUGAUCCUAGUCAAGGACUGAAUCUCUAUAAAGCUACUCAGGGUGGAUAUGUUGUGAAGCCGCGUGAUGAGGCAUCAAAUAAAGCCGAAGGACCCACACAAGAGGAAAUCGAUAGAAUUGAGAAGAUUUUAAUGGAAAAUCUACCCAGGGCUAAACUAGCUGGAACUGGAUCUAAUAGUCUAGGAAGUGCAACAAGAUACCCAUCACUCAUCUAUAGAUCUAGCAGCGAAAAGGAACGCCGCAAGUCAGCCGGUGAUGAGGAUGUUUUAAAGCAAAUGAACAUCUAUGUCCGUACUCGCACAGAUUCUGGUAAACAAUUAACAGAUUUUGAAAUCCUGGAACAAGUUCCUGUUAAAAAUUUGGAUACAGGAGAGAAUAUGCCUUUAUCCUCAGUAAAACCACCACCCGUCCCUGAAGGCUGGAAUCCGCUCUCAUUGCACAUUCUAAAACUAACCAGCCAUCUGGAGGCAAUGCAGAAGGAAUCGGACGAGGAGAGUGUUAUUGGAAUUCCGGCUAGCAGUGAAGUGGCCCCCGACGAAGAGGAAUGCGAAACAGAGGAUGGUAAUCGAUUGAAGAAGAAAACUGCCAAGAUCAAGCGGUUCUUUGGUUCAACAAUGCGUAAGACUGUCGAUAAGGCAAAGUCACUGGCUUCGGAGGUGUCUCACGCACGUCACAAAGAAGAUGUCGCCGAUAUCGAAGAUGCUGUCAACCCGGAGAUAAAUAUUAAAAUAAAGGCAUCUAGUACGAAUAAGGGUCCGUAUGAAUUUACAAAGUUACAGCACGUUCAGGAUUUGUCUGGAGAACAUACCGGUGCGGUUUGGUGCAUGAAAUUUAGCUCGUGUGGGCGCCUUUUAGCAACUGCUGGUCAGGAUAAGGUGCUUCGCAUUUGGGUACUUAAAGACGCUCACCCUUUUUUCCAAGAUAUGCGAACAAAAUAUAACGCAGAUCAAAAGUCUUCACCUACUCCGUCUCAAGAGUCUUUGGUGUCACAACACUCGGCCGAAGACGCAAUCGCAGCGGCCAAGGAGGCUGAAAAAUGCCCCGGGCCUUUCAUGCCAAAAGCAUUUUGCUCCUACAUCGGGCACACAUCCGAUCUUUUGGAUGUCUCCUGGUCAAAGAAUUACUUCAUUCUAUCGAGUUCCAUGGAUAAAACAGUUCGUUUGUGGCACAUCUCGCGCAAGGAGUGCCUCUGUUGUUUCCAGCACAUUGAUUUCGUAACGGCGAUUGCCUUCCAUCCCCGUGACGAUCGAUACUUUUUGAGUGGCAGUUUGGAUGGCAAGCUGCGACUAUGGAAUAUUCCCGACAAGAAGGUCGCCCUCUGGAACGAGGUCGAUGGCCAAACGAAGUUGAUAACGGCUGCCAACUUCUGCCAGAAUGGUCAAUUCGCGGUGGUGGGAUCCUACGAUGGCCGAUGCAUUUUCUACAACACCGAUCAGUUGAAAUACCACACCCAGAUCCAUGUGCGAUCGACCCGUGGUAAGAAUCGCAUCGGGCGAAAGAUUAGCGGUAUUGAGCCCAUGCCAGGCGAGGAUAAGAUCCUGGUGACUUCGAAUGACAGUCGAGUGCGAUUGUACGAUUUGCGUGAUCUUAACUUGAGUUGCAAAUACAAGGGCUAUGUAAAUGUUUCGUCGCAAAUCAAGGCGUCCUUCAGCCAUGAUGGCAAGUACAUUGUGGCCGGGUCGGAGAACCAAUGCAUUUACAUUUGGAAGACAAACCACGAUUACUCAAAACUCAGUUCGGUUCGACGAGAUCGCAGUGACUUUUGGGAGGGCAUAAAAGCUCACAAUGCAACGGUGAAUUGUGCAAUAUUCGCUCCUCAUCCAGAGGCCAUCAUCAAACCAGAACCUGAUGAGAUUUCUUACGAAAAGACUCAAAACAAUCAACCGGAUCCUUUGGUUGAACAACGAAAGAAAGGUUGUGGCUAUGUUCUGGUCAGUGCUGAUUUCAAUGGAGCCAUCAAAGUGUUUAUCAAUAAAACCAAACCAAAACACAGCAGUCUACCAUAUACAGCAAUCGCUGACUAAAGAUCACCGACUAAUUUUAUAAAUGUUAACUUUAAUGAAACGUGUUUGCAAAUAACAAAAGAAAAAAACAAAUUUAUUAAUUUUAUUGAUUGAUUCUCAAUAAAACUACAUUGGCUUUGACCGUUCUUUAGAGUAAAAUCCAAUCUAAACGUUAUAAAUAUUUCGCAUCUUUUAGUUCAUUAAAAUAGAAAUAAAAACAAAAACAACAACAACAAAUAAAGAAAA
Messenger RNA from Eupeodes corollae, 3985 nucleotides. Its product is annotated as WD repeat-containing protein 44. The transcript is spliced from 11 exons. Gene Ontology annotation, molecular function: protein binding. Lineage: Eukaryota; Metazoa; Arthropoda; Insecta; Diptera; Syrphidae. The record is from RefSeq and is a predicted model, not a curated record. The coding region runs from base 428 to 3760 and encodes 1110 amino acids.